This is a messenger RNA of Lates calcarifer (barramundi perch), 6123 nucleotides long. RefSeq names its product probable G-protein coupled receptor 21. Gene Ontology annotation, biological process: G protein-coupled receptor signaling pathway. Gene Ontology annotation, molecular function: G protein-coupled receptor activity. Bases 1059 to 2129 code for a protein of 356 amino acids. Gene Ontology annotation, cellular component: membrane. The transcript has a single exon. NCBI's taxonomy places the organism in Eukaryota, Metazoa, Chordata, Actinopteri, Centropomidae. The record is from RefSeq and is a predicted model, not a curated record.
AGAGGAGGGGGGAGAGAAAAAAGGGUUUGCAAGAGAAAGCACGGAGAAAGGGAAGAGAGGGAAAAUGUGUGUGUGUGAGAAAGAGAGAGAGAGAGAGAGAGGAGGGGAGGGAGCACCAGAGUGUGUGUGUGUAUGUGUGUGUGUGAGAGAGAGAGAGAGAGAGAGAGUGAGCGAGCAGGGGGAGGAGAGGGAAGUGGCAGUGCUGCAUCAUCACCAUACUGCCACUACAGCAGAGAGGAGAGGCAGUUUACUGCCUGACUCCCCGACUCUCCCUCUCUCUCUCUCUCUCCCUCUCUCUCUCUCUCACGCACACACACACAUUCAUGCAUACACACUCUCUCACUUCACACACACACAACAACGCACACUGGAAGUCAGCCGGCCGGUUCUCAGCCUCACAAGAAGCUUCGCGGAGCAGAGAUCCCGGGAACACUCUCCAUCACCUCUGGAUGUUUGCCUCGUCUGUCUCCAGGACUUCGCUGUGUGAAAGUGUGUGUUUGUGAGUGUGUGUGUGUGUGUGUGUGUGUGUGUCAGCGGACGAGGCUGCUACCUCCAGAUCUGACGCUGUUUGUUUGGACUGUCUUAUCAUGUUUGCUGAGACAGCCGUCACUGUCGGCAUGGGGGAGUGUUAACAGCGGAGCUUGCCGGGAUUUCGGCGUCACUUUCUCCUCUGCUAGAACCAGAACUCAAAGAGUGGAAGUGGAUGCCUGGUUUUUUUGGUGGCUGCGUACCUCAGGAUUUGUAGUUGAGGAGGAGGAGGGGGUAUGAUAAACAGCUGCGAGGUGAGGACGGCUUGCACUGCAGCAUCAGACUGGCAUCUCUGGGUCUACGUUGGGGAUUUUUUUUGCAUGCACCGAUGGACUACUGCUACUCUUAGGAUGGGCUCUCUGCCCGCUGAGGGAGAAAAGGUGCUGAUUUAAGACGAACAGCUUUGUUUUCAGAGCAGAAGACGGUACGGCAACUUUAGGAUUUAAAAAAAGAGACUCGGAUGACAGGAUGACGGCCGAGUUGAGCUGAAACUGCCCCCCUCCUCCCUCCCUCCCUCCUCUAGUCCAAACAUGAACUCUUCCUCCGAUGCGAACCAAAGCGGCUCUCCCCCGUUCUGCCUGCUGGGCGCCGUGGGUUACUCCCACAGCCUGGAUACCUGUGUGCUGGAGGUGGUCGUCAUCCUCUUCCUCACUGUGCUCAUCAUCGCCGGCAACCUGGUGGUGAUCUUCGUCUUCCACUGUGCCCCUCUGCUGCACCACCACACCACCAGCCACUUCAUCCAGACCAUGGCCUACGCCGACCUGCUGGUGGGCGUCAGCUGCCUGGUGCCCUCGCUGUCCCUCCUCCACUACCUCCGAGGCCUGAACGAGGAGUUCACCUGCAAGGCGUUUGGCUACAUGGUCUCUGUGCUGAAGAGUGUUUCCAUGGCGUCGCUGGCGUGCAUCAGCGUGGACCGCUACAUCGCCAUCACCCGCCCGCUGUCGUACGCCACGCUGGUGACGCCCUGCCGGCUGAAGGUGUGCAUCGUCCUUGUCUGGGUUUACUCCGCUUUGAUCUUCCUGCCGUCCUUCUUCGGCUGGGGGAAGCCGGGUUACCACGGGGACAUAUUUCAGUGGUGCGCAGACUCCUGGAAGACCAACCCGGGGUUCAGCACCUUCAUCGUGGCGCUGCUCUACGCGCCGGCAGCCCUCACCGUCUGCUUCACCUACGGGAGUAUAUUCAGGAUCUGCCGGCAGCACACGAGGGAGAUCACCCAGCGCCACGCCCGCUUCAGCUCGCAGACGGAGGGUGAUAAGGGCGAGCGGGGGGAGCGGUGCGAGGGCUGCCCGGACAAACGCUACGCCAUGGUGCUGUUCCGCAUCACCAGCGUCUUCUACGUGCUGUGGAUGCCGUACAUCCUCUACUUCCUCCUGGAAAGCGCCAGGCUGUAUCAGCAUAAGGUGGCGUCCUUCCUCACGACAUGGUUGGCGAUCAGCAACAGCUUCUGUAACUGUCUUAUCUACAGCCUCUCUAACAGCGUCUUCCGGAAAGGUCUCGGCCGCCUCUUCAGCCCGCUGUUUCCUUCCUGCCUCAGCUGCACCGAUGCCAAAAAGGCUCCGGUUCCGGUCAGCCCUCGAUCAGACCCUCGAUGCCAAGUAUGAGCCCUGACGACGACGGAUUUGUUUUGGUCACUUUGGGAGGCACGGCCGUCUGUGUGUGUGCUUUGCUCUCAGCUGCGUAGCAUGACACAGGUCUUUUUGGUCCCGCAGUGAAAUGUGUUGAGGGCCUCCUGCACGGAGCACGGAGAGGUGCCCGUGCAGAUGCCUGCUGGUCGUCUCGAAGGCUGAUUUUGUGGGAAAAGGAAGGCUGUGAAGUUCCCUCUGGGUCUUUCUCAAAUGCUCUGCUCGGUGUGAUGCUGAUCUUUCACGGCUGCGAGGAUCAGAAGCUGAUGACACGGAGUAAAGAAGCUUGAUACUGAUGAAGAAAGUGGACUGUAGGGUUGAGAUUCAUGUGAGGAUUUAAUAAACACUCCUGCCUGCACAGACUUAAGAACUCCCAGAUGCAAAAAAGAAAUAGGAAAGCACAGCACGACUUGUGUUGCGUGGUUCACUGAAAUGCAAAAAAAUGUCUUUUCAAGCCUGACUGAAAAAUCUGCAAAUCGUCUUGGUUCUUUCAGGGUAGAAUUAGGUGAUGCAAAAAAAAAAAAAAAAAAAAAAAAAAAAUGUUGAAAACACUUGAAACAGACUGAUCUGUUUUCCCCUGUAGGGAACUUCAGAUGCUAAUGAGUUAACGCGUGUGUGUAAAAUCAUUCAUCAAGACGUCAUCUGCCAAUCAGCCAGUGUGUGUGAGUUAAAAAUGUGUAACUGAUGGAUUCUGAGCUCAUUUCCCAGAGAGAAGAUUGAGGUUUAUUUAGGAGCUCAUGCCUGUUUUAUCAGAAGGAUUCCUCUCUUUUGAAGUUGGGUGUUAGUGGGAAGCUCCAAGUAUGUUUACACAGUCUCUGGUUUCACAUGAAAAUAUUGAUUUAAGAAUUAGCUUUACUUUCUAAGAUGGCCGCUGACCUGGGAAGUUUUCCUGCCAGCAGACAGUGGUGUACCCUCAUCAGUGAGAUAAUAAGUUGUAUUUAUUUGGAGAGUUUUAUUCUCUUUGUGUUUCCUCCUCAGGUUUAUCAGCAGUCCUUUGUUAAGCCUCCGGGCUGUUUGCCUUUGAUAUCAGCUGUACAGUACAGGACUCUUAAAUCACAAGCCACGUAGCGUCGUAAGAUAAUCACCUUCUGACUUAUUGCAUCAGUGUUGAUAAAGGAUCUGCUGUCUGCCGGGACCCACACGGCUUUGAUGCAAAGACUAACUUCAUUGUUAUCUGUAACUUUAUUGCUUGCAUCUCUCCUUUUUAGCUCUCCGGCAGCUGAUCUCUGUCCAGUUCAGUGGAAAGUGGAAGAGAAGAGUUGUCGUUCUGCUUCACGAGCCUCGACCUCAGAGUCUAAGAGGGUCAGAGCACUUUUCUGAGGGCCAGUGAGAGCUUGUGGCUUUUUGGCUUCAUGUAAAUACACUUCAGAGUUGAAAUAUUUAAACAGCGGCUAACUGGGCCCUUUGGGGGAGCUGUGGCAGCCCCUGAUGUAAAGUAGACCUCCAGGGUUACUAAUGAUUUUGUGCAUAAAGUGUUAUGUUUUUUUAAAGAUAAUUUAUUUGUCACAGAUAAGAGGUCCGACGUGCUGCACUCGAGAUGAAGUUUCUUUAUGUAUUGCAGGAAAACUUAUGACCUUAAGAUAAAGAUCUGAGUUGUAGAGUUUGGUUUUAAAGUCACAAUGAAAUGGCAUUUCUGAGAGCGUCUUGCUCCUGAACUUUAAACAUUUAUGGAAACGAAGAUAGAAGAAGAUAAAAACUGAAUGGGAGGAUUGUUUAGAAAAUACAUGCUGUAACAGUUUAUGGCCAAAAGUAUAUGAACACUUGAGCACUUAUUAUCAUGGAUGUUUUUCAUGGUUUGGACUAGCCUCCUUAAUUCCAGUGUGGAUAAAUCUUAAUUGGCUGGUUUGAUAAUCAGUUUCAUUUAUGUGAUUUUUCAAGCAAAAUGUUUGAUGAACUGAAAAUCUUUGUAUCUUUGGGUUUUGGAUCUGUUCUCAGUCAGAAAUAAAUAAGCUCCUUGGAGAUCAAUAAAGUACAUUUAUCUUAUCUUAAUAGUGGUUUGAUUUUAUAUUUGGUCGAAACUGAUCAGUUUUAACAUCUUAAAACUGCAUGUAACAAACCACAGUUAAGAGCUGGUAAUCUAGUUUAUUUAUUUAUUUAUUGGUCUAUUUAACAGGGAAAGUUUGUGAGUGAAUAUCGCUGUAAAUAAAUCAGAAGUAGCCAAAAGGCAGAAGAAGCUGCUGUUGGACUUGUUGCACUCAUUUUCACAAAUGAACAGAGAAUUAGGCGGCUAAAGCAAGAAAGGUUCGAACUCUCUGAUGAGACGGCUGCAGCUGAAUCAUCUGGAAAUAACAUCUUGAUGAUACUACUUUGUUUUCCAGCAUAGUUAAGGUGACAGCUAAAUUCAGCCAUGAUGGAGACCAAAUUAAAACCUGUUAGACUAGUCAUGCUAACAGCUGACUAGCCUAGCUUAGCAGAGCAGCCGUGAAAUUCAAAUUAUUUAUUGUGAUCAAGUUACUGUAUUUUUACUUCACAUGUUUAAAUGUAUUAAACAGCAUAUUGAUUUAUUAUGCUGAUUUCAAGGUGAACAAAGCUAGAGUAGAAGAAGACGUUUGCUUUGUCUAUGUAGCUUUUUUCCCUCAAAUUACCUGAAUUUAAAGGCAGAUUGCAGAUUUCAGGUGUUUGGUCUGUGUCAGUGAUUUCUGGGGUAAAAAGACAUGAAACGAUGUUACAAAGAUUCCCAACAAGCCUGAAUAUGUAAAACUCUUUUCUAUACUUCAUACAGUGUAUUAAAUAUGUAUUAAAUAUUAUUUUAAAAUAUACUCUGGAUCGAAUUUUGAUAUAAAAAUAAGAAAGAAAUUGAAAAAUCUACAUUUAUUGUUACAGGUGUGUGUACUAUCACGAGGGAAAUUAGAAACUACAGUCCAUUUAGUAGCUGAUGUGAAGCUUUCAGUCGUAUCACAUGAUCUUCCUCAGUUGAUAGAGUUUGCUGCACUUUCCUGAAAUUGUAGAUUAGAUUAACUUGAACUGAAUUUUCAUUUAAAAAGGCAUGUUUUAUUUCAUUGUGACUUUAAAAGUAGCUGUUGCCGUGAUGUUGUGACGAGCUGGUUUCCUAUAGAGACACAAACAUGCAUUUUCACCACAGGGGUUCAGGGGUCAGGCUCAAGGUCAAGGGUCAGGGGUUUUUAACUGUAGGACUUUUCCAGAGACAAACCAGCUGCUGUCAGGGGGAUUGAACCUCCCACUGUCCCUGCUGUCCCCGACAUGUUCUAACAUUUUCUAUGUAACGAUUUGUGUUAUGUAAACAGUGUCUGCUAUGAAAAUGUAAUUUCCUGCAAAGUGUUGACAUGUUUGAUCCCUGCUUGAUCUGUUGUGAACAGUGGACUUUACCUGCAUGAUUCUGGUUCAGUCUGGAUCAAUGUUUCUGUCUCAUGAUGCUACUGAGAGCAAUUUACUGACUGUACUCCUUGUCUUAGUAUCCUAACAGCUGUUGUGUAACACAGAUGGCUUAUCUUGUUUGUUUUCUUUUUUUUCCAUGAGGGCAAAAAGUUCCUGUUUGCUACGGUUCAUGUCAGAAAACAGGAAUGACCUGCAGAAAACCUUCUGGUCUGCCUGCGAUCUUCUCCUGUCGCUGCUGUCGAGACAAAAGAUGCAAAUCUGCAAAAAGUGACGUUUUACAAGGAGCAUCAAAACAGUUUCAUUUGAAGUUUUAAAAUCAGAGCGGGACAAGUUUCAAGAGCUAAAGCAUCAAAGGUUUCACUUAACACAGUUAUUUGCAGCUUUGUGUCAUUUUUUCCUCGACAGCAGCGCGAUGCUGCUCUACAGUGGGAAUCAGUGCAAUACAGCUCUGCUUUAUCCCUCAAACCACAACGAAUCGGAAAUAGAAGAAAAAUCGGAAUGAAAGGGCUUAAUUAUCUUCAUUCUGGUUGAGCCGUUUGCUAUUCAGCAUGUGAUGUGAACAAGUUACUUUGAAAAUCUGCUGCAGAUUGUUGUAAAUAGGGAGGUGUAAUCAUCUGAUUAAAAUUAGAUAUUCUGA